This is a messenger RNA of Centruroides sculpturatus (bark scorpion), 1944 nucleotides long. RefSeq lists its product as uncharacterized. The record is from RefSeq and is a predicted model, not a curated record. Bases 27 to 398 code for a protein of 123 amino acids. The transcript is spliced from 5 exons. NCBI's taxonomy places the organism in Eukaryota, Metazoa, Arthropoda, Arachnida, Scorpiones, Buthidae.
AUUUCUUUCUUUGCAAGAAGUGAAAAAUGAAGGUUUGCAUUUUGCUUGUUUUAGGAGUGAUCGCAUGCAAUUUAGGUGUCAGCAAUAGCUUUAAAAUGAUCAGAUAUUUGGAUGACGAUUGUAGACUUCCCGAACGGUUUAGAAGAAUUACUUGGAAUUGUAUAGAGGAUAAUUCGCCCUCAGAUGAAAGAGAUAAAUAUAAAGGUGUGGCCCAAUGCUUUAAUGUAGAUAGUUUUGUUGACGUCAUGAAUAGAAUGUGUGGAAAAACAGAAAAUGAGUAUAUGGCAAUGAUAGUACCGCAUGAGGCCUGUUUGAAUAAUUUGAACGUGGAUGACUCAGAUGAACCCUCUGUAGAUUUAGCUGUGGUAGUUGAAUGUGUCAGAAACAAACUUGACUAGAAAAAGCAUUAACGUAGUCAUCUAUGAUUAUUCGUCGCUGAUUAUUUUACCCAUGAAUUUUUUCAAAUUGAAUAUGUGUAAUUAAUUCUUACAAAAUUUAACUAUAUUUUUUCGAAAUGUUGAAUUUUAAUAUCUUAAAAUUAACCUGAAAUAAACAUCAUCGUUCAUUCAAAACCGAUAGAAUUAUUGCAAAACUAAUAUUAUAUGGUUAUACGGUUAUUAAUGAAAAAUUAGAUUGAUUCUACUUUCCAUGUUUGUAUCAUAAAUGUGAAACAUAAACAUAAAAAGUUAUCAUUAAUCUACGAUUUAAAUCGGGAUAAUUAAUAAUUAAUCGUGGCAAUAACAACGAGAAGAUUAGUUUAUCAAAAUGAAAAAAGAAAAUGAUUUUUAGCAUUGCGUAAUGCAAUUAUUUCUGAAACUGAAAUCCAUAUCAAAAGAAACUUCAUAGUUCUAUUGACUAAGUAGAAAUUUUGUGCUCUGUCAAGUCUAUUGAUUUUUUCUAGAAAACAAAGCAACAGAUGAAUUACUAUUGUAACUAACAAUUUUAUGCAACUUGGACUGCAUACUGUCGCGUGUCUACUAAAAUAAUUGCAAACACUACCUAUUUUCAUUUCUUUUACAAGAAAAAAAAAUUUUCGUACUUUCUUUUCUUAAUAUUUUUAAUGUUAUUACUAUAAUAUAUUUUAGAAAUUUGUAUCUUGAACCCUUAAUAUAAUUGCAACUAGGAAAUGUUUUUUUGCAGUUGUUUUCGGAGAAAAAUGAAAGGUUACUGUUCUGAUUGCUUUGCACAGAAAAUUUUUCAAUACAAUUUCAAGAUAUUUGUGAGGAGCCAAGGGCAUAGAACUGUUUAACACUAACUCUACGUCACUUACGUGGCACGCAAUUGUUUGAUUGGUUCACUUUUUCAACGGAUGACUUCCUAAGAAGUUUAUAAAUGAAAAGGUGUUCGUAAGAACCCUGGAAGUUGUUUUUUCCUGACACCAGAUAGUCAAAUACGGGGACUAUCCACAUUCGCGAGGAAUUUCGAGUGGGAGGGACGUGAAUAAGUGGAGUGGACGAAGGAUUUAGUCAUUAAGGAGACCAUCUUAUAAACAAAAUAUUUAAUAAAACAAAAUAAAAUAACAAAAGGAUUACAAGUUUAGAGCUCCUAACUCGCGAGAGAGAGAGAGAGAGAGUUUACAUUCACAAGAAAUUAUACUACCUCGAACUUAUGUAAUGUUCGUAGUCGUAGUCUUCUAAAAUGUGGAUCGGAAAAUUAAUCCCCUAUGCGCCUCUAAUUGUUUUCUAUAUGGAAUCUUCGAUAUCAUGGGAGGCGAUCUUUAACGGAGAUCGACGCUUAUAUGGCUAGUUCUUCUCUUCAGGGAACUCCGCAUUUGUUAUGUGGCACGUCUUACAUCGGGGAACUGCGCGUAAUUUAUAUGGUAAUCUUCUUCUAUGGACUACCCGGAAUGGAGAGAAAAAGCCCCUAUUUAUAGGCGGCUCUCCAGGCGGCAUGUCAAUGCAUCACUCAAGUCGACCGUCUAAAAGGAAGUUCAAUUUCCCUUCU